CUUUCGUCGUCGUCCUUUCAGAAAUAGCAAUAUCCACUUUAUUGCUGGCCUCGCGACACUGGCCGACACUCUUGACUUUGAUCUCUUCUUGCACAGAUCUGUGCACUGCAUAGCUUGUUCUUUACUCUCUCUCUCUGUCUCUUGUAUCCCCUCCCAUCACACACACUCCCUUCCCCUCUCCCUCCUUUCUUUCCGCCGCUUCCCGGCCGGCACUCCCCGUCGACAUCAUGUCCAACGCCAGAUACCAGCAGGCGCCUUACCAGGACUCGCACUCGCCCGACCCCCACUACGGUGGCGGAGGCAACAAGCCUUACCAGGACUAUGACAAUGGAGGUACUGGUUACCGAUCAAACGAGUGUGAGUAGGAGAAGGCCAGCAAAGAAGUCGUCAGGUCGAGACGGGAGGGGAAAGUGCGUUUGGCCUUGGUUUUUAGGCGGCUACGGGCGGGCAUGGGGUGUGAGGAGGGUGGCAAGGAACGCGUACGGCUUGGCGACAGGGGCGAGACACGCACACACACUGACACGCUACUCUGCUUUGCCGCGGCACUUGUUUGCGCGACAACGACCAAUCUGCCCGCCGCACCGCCCUCCUCGACCACUGGCUGCUACCCUGGCUUCUCACAAACCCACACUACACACACACACCACUCCUUCAAUCACUCCUCACUCCGCUCACCCCCCUUCCUUCCCUUCCCUCGUCACCGCCGCAACGCACAUACUCGUGCACCCCUCACUCUUUCCAUUUCGACACUCUACUCUUUUCGACCGUCCUUCUCUCUCACCUCCUCCCACCCCCACCCGCCACCAUGUCGCGCGCCGACGACGCCUCUGGCGACUCCAUCCUUCCCCAACACAAAGACCCCAUGUCUAACAGAAACCCCUACGCUGCGACCUCGUCUGAGCCCCGCUACGAGAAGCCCAAGAAGUCGCGCAAGGGCCUCUGGAUCCUCCUCGGUCUCCUCCUCGCCGUCGUCAUCAUUGUCGGCGCCGUUCUUGGCGGUGUUCUUGGCUCGCGCGCCUCCAAGAGGAAUGGCGACAACAGCAACGGCCACGACAACUCGAAUGGUAGCGGCAGCAACGGCGGCGGCAGCUCGGGCGGCGCCCACGGUACCAACUUCCCCACUGGCACCAAGGGCGCUGCGUCGGGCAACACUGGCCUCCCCUCGCUCGCCUUCCUUGGCACCAACCGUGCUGUUGAGACCCAGACCGGUGCCAACGGCCAGGUCUACCUUCCCAUCGCCACCGACACGUACAUGAACCCGGGCUACGCCACUGGUACCUUCACCUCGGGCCUCGCUGCUCCUACCCACGUUGCCUCGCCUGGCACCAACGGUGCCUGGCCUGCCGACAACUUCCAGGCUUCCAAGUCUUCGAUUCGCCCUCACCCCCGUAUCAUUGCGCCCCAGUACAAGUGGGACGCUCUUAAGAACGGGCUGAUUGCUGGCGACCCCUACCUCUCGUUCUGGAACGCCACUAUUGUCGCCAACGCAACCAAGUUACUCGGCGGCGCCACUGUCGCCUACGAGGUUGACGGUGGCCUUGAUGGAUCGGGUAUCCUCGACGUUGCUCGUGAGAUCAAGCUCAGGAUCAAGAACCUCGGCUACGCGUGGAAGAUUACUGGCAACACCGCCUUCGUUGACCAGGCUUGGGCCGAGCUCAACAAUGCUGCCACUGGCGCCAACUUUGGCGCCAACGACAACACUCGCUGGAACCCCCAGGGUCACUUCCUCGACACUGCCGAGAUGACCUCUGCCUUUGCGAUUGGCUACGACUGGAUGUUUGACGCCUGGACCGAUGCCCAGAAGACGACCAUCCGUACUGCCAUCCUCAACAACGGUCUCCAGUGGGGUCUCAACGCCCUCACCCAGUCGGUAGGCUACAACUGGUGGACUGGUGUCGCCCCCGGCAAAGGCAACACCCUUAUCGACGGCAACUGGAACUGUGUCUGUAACGGUGGUCUCAUCCUUGGCGCUCUUGCUAUCGUUGACGAGGACUCGUCCAACACUGCCUCGCAGAUCCUCAGCCUGGCUCCUGCCUCUUCGCAGGCCAACUGCUUCCAGGGUGCCUACAACGACGGCACUUGGGCCGAGACUGCCAACUACUGGUACUUUGCCACCACCGGUGCCGCCGAGAUGGUUUCGGCUCUUACCACUGCCUACGGUGACGACGGUGGCCUGGCCAACUCCAACCCUGGAUGGUCGCUCACCUCGCUCUUCCACAUCUACGUCACUGGCAUGACCUCGCUCUUCAACUAUGGUGACCACGGACCCAACAAGUUCUCGACGACUGCCAACUCGCUUCUCCUCUGGGGCUCCCUCUUCAGCCGUCCCCUCUACACCCUCUUCCAGCGUGACCGCUACGACGCGUCUGAGCCCUUCUCGAUGUUCUGGUACGACCCCACCGUCGAGGGUGCUUGGUGGAACGGCCUCGCGAUUGACGCCAACUUCAACGACACGCGUGGUGCCUGGGCUACUGCUCGUACCUCUUGGACCGACAACUCGGGUGCUUUCUGGGCCAUCAAGUCGAGCGAGCUCCUCAACCACCAGACUCACGGUGACCUCGACUGCGGUGACUUUGUCAUCGACGCUCUUGGACAGCGCUGGGCAGGCGAGUUUGGCUCUGGCCAGUACCUCUCGCCCAACUACUUCUCCAACGAGACGCAGACUUCGGAGCGCUGGUCGUACUACCGCAAGCGCACCGAGGGCCAGAACACGAUCCUGCUCAACUAUUCCAACCAGCUCGUCUCCGCCAAGCCCGUCAACACGUUCGGUUCCACUGGCACCACGCAGGGUGCUGCCCCCAGCCUCGAAAUCCAGCAGAGCGACUCUGCCUUCUUUGUUACCGACAUGUCGUCUGCCUACCCUUCGAGCGCCAAGCGUGGUAUCCGCUUCGUCAAUGGCCGCAAGCAGAUCCUCCUUCAGGACGAGAUUGCCGCGCCUACUGGCCAGGAUGUCAUGUGGCGCAUGCACACCAACGCCACUGUCACUGUCAGCGGCGACGGCACCUCUGCUAGCCUUGCCCUUGGUGGCCAGACCCUUGUGGCCAACAUUGUCCAGGCUCAGCCCGCCGGCCUCAAGUUCUCUACCCAGAAGGCGACUCCCCUGUCGCAGGACUCGCCUGCCGGUAUUGUCGACCCCGUUCCGGCUCCUGGCAACGACCCCGUCACUGUGCUUGUGAUUGACAACACUGGCGGUGGUCAGACCAACAUCCAGGUGCUGUUCACUCCCCAGUGGCCUGGUGAGCAGCUUGGCACGAGUGUCAACAAUGUCGCCCUGGACCAGUGGAACCUGGGCAGUCACUAAGGAGUGCGGCAAUGUUGUUACUUUUAUGUACUAGCCCAAAUCUGCUUUCCAGCCCUGUGGAAGCAGCCUGACGUCCUCAUAGCCACGAUCCUUUAGCACGACCCCCUCACCACCCUCCUCCUACCCUGUUUGAGAUUUAUACUCUCUUCGCCCACCCUUUUUCGCUUCGCUGCAUGCAUGGACAAUUGGAGAG
Vanrija pseudolonga is the source of this 3494-nucleotide messenger RNA. RefSeq lists its product as uncharacterized. The record is from RefSeq and is a predicted model, not a curated record. Gene Ontology annotation, molecular function: lyase activity. The transcript has 2 exons. Lineage: Eukaryota; Fungi; Basidiomycota; Tremellomycetes; Trichosporonales; Trichosporonaceae. Bases 806 to 3301 code for a protein of 831 amino acids.